Dendronephthya gigantea is the source of this 2717-nucleotide messenger RNA. RefSeq lists its product as uncharacterized. NCBI's taxonomy places the organism in Eukaryota, Metazoa, Cnidaria, Anthozoa, Malacalcyonacea, Nephtheidae. The coding region runs from base 136 to 2124 and encodes 662 amino acids. The record is from RefSeq and is a predicted model, not a curated record. The transcript has 12 exons.
AACAACGUCCAUAUCGAAAUUUUGGAUUCAGGAGCAGAGGCAAGAUGUCCAGCAACAAACAGAUUUAUCAAAUUGAAAUUUCCAGUGUGUAGUGAAUCGCAAGAUGGCGGCAGCAUUACCAACAGCUCUCCAUGGAUGAUGAACUUGAGAGUCGUGCGAUCGCUUCUGGUUACUACAGCCUUUUCAUGGGUUCAGUUUCCUGAACAAAAUGAAGUGAUUCAAGUUCCUAUGAACGGAAGUUGUUCACUGGAAACUCAAGAUGUUCAAGGAAUGAUGGUCGAGGAUUACACUGUUUAUCUUCAGGAUAUUCUUGAUAUGUGUAGAGACCAGACUGGAAGUACAAUGAUUAAGUUAUUUCUGAGGUUUGACCAGCUUGAAAACCCCUGUUUUGAAGUCUGUGACGUUGAAAUAAAAGAGUUAAAAGUUGUUGUUGAAGUCGAUGAAGAAGAAUAUAAAGAUGGUGAAACAAUUGGAACUAGAAUGAAGAAACAGAUGGUCUCUGGACCACAUAAAGGACGUUGUCAAAGGCUUGAAACAAAGGAACUCCAGUUCUCUGUGACAACUAAUUUAGAAUUGAAUGCAAUGUAUUUGCGUGGAUAUGUAAAACGUCUCAACGAUAGAGCAAUGUUAGGAAAAACAAAAGCUGUGACUGGUGAAAUAGAAGUGCCUUUAAAAUUUGAAAGUUCUCCGCAAAAUGUCAACAAUUCACAUGACACAAGUUAUAUUUACAAAAUCGAAGCCAACCUGGAUCCAGAUGAGUUUUACAAUGAAAAUCCAGGAAAAGAACUUUAUACAUCGGACAAAACUACACCGGCAAACAACAUAUUUAACUUUGGGAUAAACAUUUGUGUUGGUAGACGAUCGUUUGCAAAAGAUGUCUAUCGGUUUAAAACGAAAAGCAAAGAAUAUACACCUAACAGCCAUAAGUAUAUCCAUGCAAUGGAACUUGAGGCCACACGAGCACAAAUUAAAGAUCUAAGAAUCCAGAAAUUGACAACGAACAGGGGUGACAUUGCGUAUUCAUGGCAACUACAAGACGACGAUAGUGCAGCAAGAUACGAGGAGGGCGAUGUUGUUGGAAUAUUUCCAAGCAAGAUCCGGUCCAACGAUCAAACGUACCUGGAUCUUCUCACACCAGAAAAUUACAAAGAGGCCAUUCUUGCUGGCGUGAUCACAAGAUCCUAUUAUAUUGCUGCAAACUCCAAGGAAGAUGAAAAUCCGAGUGAAAAAAUCUGUAUGGUCGGUAAAAUCCCGAUAAAAGUGCUUGGUCCAGUAAAGCAUGGAGAUCAUAUUUACGCGUCAAAUAAACUGCCUGGAGUUGGAGUCACUGAAGAACAACUGUGUAUUGAUACAAACGGCGGGCGUGGGAAACGUCUUUUGGGCUACUCACUUGAGACUAGUGAGAAAGAUUCAGUAAAACUCGUAAGCUGUAUUGUAUCAAUCUUGCUGUCGAUUAAAAACGAUGAGGUCGAAGGAUUGUUGGCGAGAAUGGAAGAAACGUUGUCCGAAAACUUCGUCAGAAGAAUUGAUGAGUUUCGAGAUGAUGUUGAUAUUAAAAUGGACGGAAUGACUCAGAUUGUGAGCUCAACUCAGGAUUACGUUGCCACCAGAAGAAAAGAAAUAUCACGUCGGAAUUGUCGCGUUUGCUCCGUCAUUAUCGUUUUUUUUAUCCUCGCUAUUUUAUCUUCGUUUUUCUUCCUUUCUCCGACGUCACCUUACAUCGAGUGGAAAUGUCACCGGGGUUCUUUACCCGGUACCAUUAAGUUCAAGAUUGAAAACAGGAAUGACGAGAAAUUUGUGAGAAUGGAGGGAAUCCUAUUUGAUGUAGCGGAUCUUAGACAUAAAAUUGGUGUGGAUUUUGCGCUAAAGAAAAACCUUACUGGUUCAUACUAUCUUAAUCUUAGAAAAUGCAAACGUGAGAAUCUUCGUAAAGUGUUGGGUUGGUUUAGUAAUCCGCCAGUGUAUUGCCGUACCCAGGUCUUUGUCGCUUCGUGUAACUGCAGCGAAAUCUUUCAUUAUCAUCUGCAAUAUAAGUCAUGGGUGAAGUAUGAUCCUGUCAUAUCCCCAUCUUGUCACGGUGAAAAGGAUAAUGCAUGCAGAGGAAACCUUCGAGAUUAUGAAUGAUUUUGGAUGAUUUCAGGCAGAAAAAAGCAAUAUGAUCUGUCAUGCUUAAAAUUCGAACUCAUUUUCUUGUUUUGAAGUGAAAAAAGUGAAGAUUUGCAACUGAUUGACUCGGAACAUUAUCAAAAUGCCAGUCAGAUGAAUUUGACCAAAAAAAAAUUAUUGUACGAGCAAUACUGCGAUAGGCACCUUCCGUUGAGAAAUAUUUAUUUGCGGCUGUAUUUUAAAGCGUUGUAAAUAUAUUUACAUAAACUCGGCAAAAUUACCAAGCCAUACAUAACAACUUAAAUUUUGGAUUAGUUAUUAAACUGUUUAUGUGCUUUUGAAAUUAUUACAUGCGUACGUAGCACAGGACUUUUGUUAUACGUGCGUUACGAACAGGUGGAACAAUGGCAAAACUUCUUUAAUCCGUUCUAAUGCACGGAAAAAAGCUACUAUUUUACAAUUUAUCACUUUUCUAAGUCGCAUUAUCUCCGUAGAGCGAAGUUAAAACUUAAAACUGUAAAUAUUUCUCAGUUUCAUAGGAAUUAAAGGAAGCCAAUUUCUGUUUAGGAAGUCACCUGUUCUUCUGUCGGCAUAAGCAUAAAUACUUUUUU